Messenger RNA from Carya illinoinensis, 983 nucleotides. RefSeq lists its product as uncharacterized. The coding region runs from base 34 to 933 and encodes 299 amino acids. The transcript is spliced from 5 exons. Lineage: Eukaryota; Viridiplantae; Streptophyta; Magnoliopsida; Fagales; Juglandaceae. The record is from RefSeq and is a predicted model, not a curated record.
GGUGAGACUGCCCCGUGUUGUGAGCAUGCUUCUAUGUUCACGACACGAGUAUCCUGGAUUGUUAAACAAUACUGUGACAUGAGCUAUGCGCGCUGGACCGAUGUCCCAGAAGCCAUGAAAGAGGAGCUCAUUGAUCGUGUUCGGUCUGACUUCGUGCUCGACUGGGAACGGGAAAACCACCGAUUGACGGUGACAAAGGCACUUCGUAAGCGCUUCAACUCCUUCCAUCACGAUUUGCACAAGAUUUACCAAUCAUUUGAAAGCCAUGAAGAGGCGUUAGCUAGUGGGACAAGCUUGGUGGACCCUCUUGUAUGGGUCAAGUUGUGUGGAAGGUGGGGCAGUGAUGCAUUUAAGAAAAUUUCAUCUCAAAACCGGGAGAACAGGAAGAAGCAGGCAAUUAAUCACACAUCAGGACGUAAAUCAUUCGUCCGAAUCCUUGAGCAAAAGCGCGCUGAGAAUGGAAAUUUGGUUGACUUCUAUAAAGAGACGCGCUGGUCGAAGAAGAAGAACAAGUUUGUGACAGAUGCUACAGAAGAAACAUACAAGGAGAUGACAGGUAGGUUGGAUGGCCUAGAACCAGAGCAACGUAAUGAUGAGGCAGCAGCGACUGUCUUCAGGGAGGUCCUUGGCCAUCGACCUGGAUAUGCGCGAGGACUCGGGGAGAUGGUCAUUCCCGAGUCAAGUAGACAACGUGACCAACUUAAGAUGCAAUGCUACCUGUCUGAGAUUGAAAGACACAAGAAAGACUCUAAACAACAUAAGAAAGAUGCUGAAGCGUAUAAGAGUCAGCUGGAUGAAAUGAGAUCAGAGAUGCGGGCUCUUAGGGCGCAUCAGAUGCAGACUGAUAGAUUGCUUCAGGAGUUCUUUAAGGAUCAUCCUUCAUUCACUGAGUCGUAUCGACAGACUCAGUGUAACGAUUCCCCCGACCCAUAAGGGGGGUGACAUGCUCCUUGGUUUUUUGUACUGGAUUGGGUGGUUUUUUG